CAGAGCACACGUCACACAGAGACCUCGAUCGAGCAGAGACUCGCUCAUUGUCGGGAUUCAUGGCGGCCUCCAACACCGAUGACGCACUAGAGACCCCGUCGCCGCCUCCACUGCCGUUGGUUCCAUCUCUGUCAUACGAUGUUGCUCUGAAUUGCAUCGCUCGUGUCUCGAGAUUUGAUCAUCCGAACCUCUCUCUCGUCUCCAAGAGCGUUCGAUCUGUCCUCGCUUCGUCUGAACUCUACGUGACUCGCUCCUUCCUCGGCUUCUCCGAACACUUCAUCUAUGUCUCCUUCCGACUCCCUCCUGGUCCUUGUUCCCGGUGGUUCACUCUCCGCCGCAAAACCCACCGGACCCUACCCACCGCGACGAAUUCGAAUAGGACUGGUUUUUUGCUUGUUCCCAUUCCAUCGCCGCCUUCUCCGCCUCCGGUUGGAUCCGCCUACGUUGUGGUGGGUUCUGAGAUUUACGUGAUCGGUGGAUGCACCGGUGAUGUCCCUUCAUCGAGUGUGUGGGUUCUGGAUUGCCGAUUUCACACGUGGCGUCGAGCCCCCAACAUGCGGGUGGCUCGGGAAUUCGCUGCUGCGGGUGUUGUCGAUGGGAAGCUGUAUGUGAUCGGAGGAUGCGUGGUGGAUAAUUGGGCGAGAUCCGUAAACUGGGCUGAGGUUUUCGAUCCAAAGUCGCAAACUUGGGAGCCAGUGCCGAGCCCUGACGUGGAGGUGCGUGAGAAGUGGAUGCACGCGAGCGCGGUGAUGGAGGGGAAAGUUUACGCCAUGGCCGAUAGGAAGGGUGUGGUUUACGAGCCGAAGGAAGGGAGAUGGGACGUGCCCGAGAAGAGGCUGGACUUGGGUUGGAGAGGAAGGGCGUGUGUGAUUGAGAACGUCUUGUUUUGCUACGACUACGUGGGUAAGAUAAGAGGGUAUGAUCCCAAAGGGAGAGUCUGGAGAGAACUGAAGGGCGUGGAAGGGCUGCCUAAGUUUCUCUGCGGGGCUACGAUGGCGAAUUGUGGUGGAAAGCUGGCGGUUUUGUGGGAAGGAAAGAAGGGGAGUGGGGGUUCUGGGAAGACAGAGAUUCGCUGUGCAGAGAUAGCAGUUGAAAGGCGUGGAGAAGGAGAGAUAUGGGGGACACUCUUGUGGUCCGAUGUAGUGCUUACAGUCCCCAACGCGUCUGCCAUUGUUAGCUGUGUAGCCGUUAAUGUCUGAUGAUAUAAUGAGAUGGGCUUGAACUGGGAGUGGCAUGAACAGUUAGCUGAUCUUCAUGUUCGAGCAUUUCUUGUUUUGCCUAUGACAUUUGGUACCUUCUGUUAGUGUUUGGCUUUGACUAUUUUACAGAAAUAAUUCAAGUGUCCCUGGGAUUUGGCAAAUGUAAUGUACUUGUUCUUCU
Molecule: messenger RNA, 1380 nt
Organism: Tarenaya hassleriana
Lineage: Eukaryota; Viridiplantae; Streptophyta; Magnoliopsida; Brassicales; Cleomaceae
Product: F-box/kelch-repeat protein SKIP6
Exons: 1
Coding region: 60-1199 (379 amino acids)
Molecular function (GO): protein binding
Source: RefSeq, a predicted model, not a curated record